Coregonus sp. 'balchen' is the source of this 5780-nucleotide messenger RNA. Lineage: Eukaryota; Metazoa; Chordata; Actinopteri; Salmoniformes; Salmonidae. The record is from the annotation of a GenBank genome assembly.
GAACUCCCCUCCCUCCACACCAUGCAGCAGCUGGUGCUUAUGCCAGCCUCUCACCACCUCUCAUCGCCCUCCUCCUUCCUCCUCUCUCAGACACAACACACAGGGCACCAAGGUACACAUGAACAUCCAAAUGAAAGGGUUGCAAUAUUACGUAAACCUUCCCAAAGUUCACAGGUUUUUCUAGAUACAGUAUACCAGUUUGAGGACUCAAAAAACCAGGAGAGAAUAAGCAGGGAGGGAAUCCUCCAACUGGGAAUCCUUCAACCAGGGUUUCUGAAAAAUCUGGGAAGUUUGGGAAAGUUACAAUAUCUAUGAUACUUCUCUAAACAAAUUGUAUCAAUAACUGUUUUUUUCCCCGUGUAGCACUUCUGCAGCAGAACCUCCACAACUUUCCCACCCAGAGCCAGUCAGGUCUCCUGCAACACCAGCCUGGGUUAGCACUGACACCUCAGGUAAAAAAUCACACCUCUUUCACCAGUUGACAUUAUUAGCUGUAUGGAAGAGACAAAGAGAUGUAAGUCAAGUGACCACAUUUGCUGAGAAGAUUAAAGGACAACAAUACAGGUCAUGCAUCCGGAUCCUUAAACUUGAUAACCGAAUUAACCGUUUACAGGACAUACCAUGAGAGGGAUAAGGAUUUACAGUAUCAUAGAACUUUCACUGACAUCAGUCAGAUAUACACUGAGUGUACAAAAUAUUAAGAACACCUUCCUAAUAUUGAGUUCAGAGCCGGUCCUUGCCGUUCUGCCGCCCUAGGCGAGACCCCGCAAAACUAGAAUAGUCCCAGUAAGCAAAUUUACAUUGAAAAUACGUUUAAAAUACGUAUUUUCCAGACGGUGAAGUUAGGUUCAAUUUAGGUUCUCAAUGAAAGGUGAAAAUACGUAUUUUCCGCACGUUUAAAAUACAUAUUUUACAGGAAGUUGAAAAGGCAUCUUUUCCGGAUGUUGAAAAAUACGUAUUUUCCGGACGUUGAAAUCAUGUUCAUUUUCAGUUCUGAAUGAAAGUUGAAAAUACUUAUUUUCCGGUUGUUGAAAAUACGCAUUUUCCAGAUGUUGAAAAUAUGUCUUUUUCGGAUGUUGAAAUCAAGCUAAUUUUUGGUUCUGAAUAAAAGUUGAAAAGUCGUCAUUUAUAGACAUCUAUGUUUGGGCCAAAUCAAGGCUGGUCCAGACAGGACAAAAUCUGAACCAAACAUAGAUGUCUAUGAUUGGUCAGAUUUGGUCCAGACCGGACAAAAGACCAAUGUCCGUGGAUGUGGAAAUAAAGGCCGGUCCGGACUGCACCAAAAAAAGAUGCCAAAAAGGAGUCGGCUUCGGUCCGUGCUUACUGAGGUGUAGCCUACAGUGUUGCCUGAAAUUGAAUUUUAUGAAUGCCCAUCUAUGUGGUAAGCCUACCGUUUGUAAAAAAAACACAAAAAAAUGAUGUCAGGUCUGGACAGGACCAAGAAAAGACGUUGGCUCGUGCUUACUGGGAUGUAGACUACCAUGUCUGCCCGCAAUGGAAUUUUAUGAAUGCCCAUCCAUGUGAUAGGCCCACCAUUUGUAAAACAGGUCGUUGCAUUGGCUUUAUUAUUCCUGAUUCCUGUGACUAAUCAAUUUGGCUAUUUAAGCUCUGAAUAUCAGCUACUCAACUUUAUCAGGAGUUAUGGUGAGCCUAUUUGCAAUGUGUUCUUUUUCGCUAUGAUCAGCUUGUUAAAAAUUUACGGAUACAAACUUGAAACAACUGAUCAUGAAAAUGAUGUGAAAGUCCUGUACUUCAUUUGUGAUUGUCCAUAUUUUCCAUUUUACUUUGUCCUGUCCUAGUUUUGGGAUAUGUUGUUUGUUAACAUGACAGUGCAUUUUUUAUUUGAUUGGGUGCCAUUUAGGUUAGGCUAUUUGAUCGGAGAAACCUGCAUGAUGUAAAAAGUGUCAGUCUCAUUACAUUGUCAUACAUUUUAUCUCCAGCCUGUAGGCUACAGAAAAGGCCACAUACUCGUUCUACCAUAUCCUAUACGUGCUACAUGAUUUAUGUUACAUGAUUUUAUUGACAGAACGUUGGUGGAGUGCCGCAGUGAUGUGUCUCUCCAACAGCACCCUGGAGAGGCGCGCUGUGAAUGGACAAGCAAAAUAUUUUGCGCCCCUGCCUUUGACAGUGGGCACUGCUUAUCACAUGGCGGCAUCAACGCUCACCAAAAAGCCCUUAUGCCGCUGGUUGAGAGAAAUAGCCAUUGAUUGGGGACAAAAUUAGGCCUAUGUGAGGUUUUAUGUGUUGUUGGAGGUGCGUCUUGGUCAGUUUAACUUUGAAAAUGCCGCCCUCGUCAAUCUGCCGCCAUAGGCGGACACCUAAUCCUGCCUAAUGAGCGAGCCGGCCGUGAAUAAGUUGCCCCCCACACCCCUUUUGCCCUUAGAAUAGCCUCAAUUAGUCAGGGCAUGGACUCUAUAAGGUGUCGAAAGCGUUCCACAGGGAUGCUGGCCCAUGUUGACUCCAAUGCUUCCCACAUUUGUGUCAAGUUGGCUGGAUGUCAUUUUGGGUGGUGGACCAUUCUUGAUACACACGGGAAACUGUUGAGUGUGAAAAACCCAGCAGCAUUGCAGUUCUUGACACAAUCAAACCUGUGCGCCUGGCACCUACUACCAUAACCCGUUCAAAGGCACUUAAAUAUUUUGUCUUGCCCAUUCACCCUCUGAAUGGCACACAUACACAAUCUAUGUCUCAAAUGUCUCAAGGAUAAAAAAUCCUUCUUUAACCUGUCUCCUCCCCUUCAUCUACACUGAUUGAAGUGGAUUUAAAAGGUUACAACAAUAAGGGAUCAUAGCUUUCACCUGGAUUCACCUGGUCAGUCUAUGUCAUGGAAAGAGCAGGUGUUCUUAAUGUUUUGUAAACUCAGUGUAUUAAUGAGGAAAAAUGAAGAGAACAUUUGCAUAACACAAUAACAUGUUCAAUUUCCGUAUGAACAAGGUUUCUAACACUGCUAUAAUUUUCACACUUUUUAUCAUCCAUUUAACCAUAUUUCUCCUCACCACUGUGUUCCUUAAAGGCCAUGAGUCGGUCGGGCCUGACGUCGUCGGUCAUGGAAGGACACCUGGACAUGUCCCACCUGCAGGUCCCCAAACACAUCGGGGCCCCCCAGCAGGACGAUCCCAGUGACCUAGAGCAGCUGGAACAGUUUGCCAAGGCCUUCAAACAGAGACGCAUCAAACUGGGCUUCACCCAGGUACAGACUGAGGGCCACCGGCUCAAAAUACAAUACAGCUUUAUUUGUCUUUUUGCUGUUUUGUUUUUUCCCUAACCCCUGGAUACCACACAUACCGGCAGUGCCGUUUCUAGGCAUUAGUGAAAUAAGCAGCCUCUUAGGGCCCCGCAGCCGAACCCCCAAAAAAUUCAAUAAAGAUAGUUUUAUUUUUAUUUUUAGGAAGUCAGUGGGGGUCUCAACUUAUUGUUAGUUAGGAUAGUAGAAUACACAACGUGCAAUUUCGAAAUUUGGUAGUGCAUCAGCAGUUUUCCUCUUGUUAUGUCAGUCACUGACAGUCACUCAAUAAAUCCUUGUCAGCUAACAUUUGAUAGAUUGCUAGGUAAGUUAGUCUAGCAAUCAAAUCUCGCUUAGGGCCCCCAAAAUGCUAGAAACGGCCCUGCAUACCAGUACACUAACACAGGUGGCUAGAAGCCACAGAACAGCACCCCUGGAGCAGGUUAGGGGUUAAAUGUCUUGCUCAAGGGCACAAUGGCAAUAUGCAGCACCUGAGGAAGGCCCUCAAAAUUGUCAAAGACUCCAGCCACCCUAGUCAUAGACUGUUCUCUCUGCUACCGCACGGCAAGCGGUACCGGAGCGCCAAGUCUAGGUCCAAAAGGCUUCUCAACAGCUUCUACCCCCAAGCCAUAAGACUCCUGAACAGCUAAUCAUUGCUACCCGGACUAUUUGCACUGCCCCCCCACCCCCACCCCCCUCUUUUACGCUGCUGCUACUCUGUUUAUUAUCUAUGCAUAGUCACUUUAACUCUACCCAGAUGUACAUAUUACCUCAAUUACCUAGACUAGCCGGUGCCCCCGCACAUUGACUCUGUACCAGUACCCCCUGAAUAUAGCCUCCCUACUGUUAUUUUAUUUUACUGCUGCUCUUUAGUUAUUUGCUUUUAUUUUUUUACUUAACACUUUUUUUUAAACACUUCUUUAAAAAAUGCAUUGUUGGUUAAGGGCUUGUAAGUAAGCAUUUCACUGUAAUGUCUACACCUGUUGUAUUCGGCGCAUGUGGCAAAUACAAUUUGAUUUGAUUUGAUAUUCCGAUUCUCACUCCCACCAGAUAUUUUCCUGUCAGCCCUGGGAUUUGAAGCUACUGCCUCACUCUGAUUACUGAUAUGCCACCUAACCUCUGUACUUGGUGUACCUGCUCACUUUGAAAUAAUCAACUAUUGAAACACACACAGUUCAAAGACAGUACUGAAGUGACUUACGUUUUCUGUAGUCAAAAUACUUAAAGGAGAUCAAUAACAUUAUUAUUUGAAGGUUUGCCGUAAUCAGAUUCAAAUAUAUCCUGUCUGUGUGUGUGUGUGUGUGUGUGUGUGUGUGUGUGUGUGUGUGUGUGUGUGUGUGUGUGUGUGCGUGUGUGUUCCAGGGUGAUGUAGGCCUGGCUAUGGGGAAGCUGUAUGGGAAUGACUUCAGCCAGACUACCAUCUCCCGCUUCGAGGCACUCAACCUGAGCUUCAAGAACAUGUGCAAGUUGAAGCCGCUACUGGAGAAGUGGCUGAGCGACGCAGGUAUUAUAGUGUAUAACAAUAUAUUUUGUAGAUGUCUUUACACACUUGUACAGUAUAUUUCUACGUCAAGAGGAUAUUUAUUUAAUUGUAUUGGCUAGAAAUUCCUUUUAGAUAAAAUGUAUGUUGGUAAAUCAUGUUCACUAUCUCUUUCCACAUCAGAGAAUUCUCCCUCUGACUCUAUGGCCAACGUUGCCUCUCUACCACCCCUGAUCGAAGGCUAUGGAAGGAAAAGGAAAAAGAGAACAAGCAUUGAAACCAACAUCAAGCUCACCCUGGAGAAACGCUUCCUUAACGUGAGUUAACUCUGUCCAUCACCUAAUGUUGUCCCCUGCACUUCCAACCAUAAAUACAUAAUUUAGGAACUGUUGAUAUAAGUCGUAUUUGGGUGUUAAGGAGCGCGGUUUGGGGGAUCAUGUUUCGAAGGAGGUAUGACUCGACCUUUGCCUCUCCUGAGUCUGUUGGGGAGUUGCAGCGAUGAGAGAAGAUCGUAAUUGGAUCGUAAUUGGAUUUCACGAAAUUGGGUAGAAAAAAAUAAAAUGCUUUUCCAUGCAGGGAGCAAAACAAUUCUCCAUCAUGCACAUUGUUGUGACACUUGAGUGACUACAUAGCAGCCAUUUUUAGUUAGUUGCAAUGGUGAUACAUAUGAUAUGGCUUAUUUUAAGACAUUAUAGAAGCUCAUGCAUGCUUAUAAUAAGUAAUAAGCAUUAUACCUGCAGGCUUUAUAGUUAGCUACCAAGGUUUAUUUUCAGAACGCCAAGCCCAACUCAGAGAAGAUCACAAUGAUCUCAGAGCAGCUACAUAUUAUAUGCCCUAUUAUAAGACAUUAUAAAGGUUCAUUCAUGCUUAUAGCACCUACAGUAAUACCAAUAUACAAAUGUUUCUAUUCAGAACCCCAAGCCUAACUCAGAGGAGAUCAUGCUGAUCUCAGAGCAGCUGUCUAUGGAGAAGGAGGUGGUGCGUGUGUGGUUCUGUAACCGCAGACAGAAGGAGAAGAGGAUCUACUGCCCCAUGUCCACCUCACCAAUGAAACCACAUAACUUCCACUCCAGAAUG